AUGGGCACCACUCAUCUGGCCAUCGAUCAUAGCCCAACAUGGAUGGACCCCAUCCUCCAAUUUUUGCAGAACCAGACGCUACCCGUUGACCCUGCUAAAGCGCGGCGUGUUUGCUAUCGGUCCGCCCGAUACCUGAUCAUUAAUGGCGCCCUGUACAAACGCGGAUUCAGUUUACCUUACCUUCGGUGUCUGGCGCCAGGGGAAGGUCACUAUGUCCUCUGGGAAAUCCACGGAGGCAUCUGUGGUAAUCAUUCAGGCACUCGCUCCCUAGCACAUAAGGUCAUUAGGCAAGGAUACUUCUGGCCCUCACUUCACACUGAUGCCCAAGCCUUCACCCAGAAGUGCGACAAGUGUCAGCGGUUUGCCAAUAUCCAUCAACUUCCAGCUGAACCUUUAACAGCCAUGGUCAGUCCUUGGCCAUUCGCCCAGUGGGGACUUGACCUCAUUGGACCUAUGCCCGAGGGCAAGGGCUAG
This is a messenger RNA of Prunus armeniaca (apricot), 474 nucleotides long. NCBI's taxonomy places the organism in Eukaryota, Viridiplantae, Streptophyta, Magnoliopsida, Rosales, Rosaceae. The record is from the annotation of a GenBank genome assembly.